AUGACAUCCCAAGAACAAGAUGUCUUUCACGCCAUCCUCCACCCAGACGACAUGUACGAUGAAAACGGCACCUAUUGGGCUGACAUGCCACUUGGCCAGCGCCUCAAAUUUGUCAACAAGGUCGACAGCCAGGAAACGAAGAAAGAGGCCUCAUCCAUCUGGACAAUGUUCAAGACCGACCCGCUCGCGCCCGUGGGUUACUAUCUGAAGAACAUGGUUCUUCCCGGUGCCGGUCUCGGAUUGGAGGGUUAUGUGCUGUUCUCUAUUGGCAACGUCAGGCCGCUUCUUCAAGCUGCGUUCCCCACGUGCUGGAAGACAAACGAGGUUUGCGAUAAGCGCUGGACCGAGGCCGUAGACUACCUUGAGAUUAUUGGUAUCAUUGUUGGUCAAAUCCUCGUUGGAUAUCUCGGUGACUACCUCGGUCGUCGAUGGGGCCUUAUCCAGGACGCCAUGAUCAUGUUCAUCGGAUUGCUCAUGCUCACUGCGUCGUGGGGCGUCACCCUAGAAGGCUGGGUCAUCUGCUACGCUUGGUCCCUAUUCUUCUACGGAAUUGGUGUUGGUGGGGAGUACCCCAUGACUGCUACUUCUGGUAUGGAGAACGCUGUUGGUUCCGGUAAGGUCUCAACCAAGGACGAUCGGCUCCACCGUGGCCGCAAGGUUACUAGCGCUUUCCUGAUGCAGGGCUGGGGCCAGUUCUUCAACCAGGUUAUUCUCAUCGUCUUACUCCUCAUUUUCCACCACGGCAGCGGUAACCCGCCUUACUCCAAGGUCGCCGCGCAAUGGACGUACCGCGUCUCUUUCGCCAUCCCGGCAGUCGGCACCCUCUGGCUCGUCUACUACCGCUACUACAAGAUGCGCUCCGCAAGCAAGCAGCUCAUGAUCAGUAAGAAAAAGGGCAACGUUACCGGAUACGACACCAAGUCGCUGAAGAUGACUCUGACCUACUUUGGCCCUCGCCUGAUAGCCACAGCGGGUGCUUGGUUCGCCAACGACGUCUUCUUCUACGGCAACAAGCUGUUCCAGAAUGAGUUCAUCAAGGUUAUCACGCCCAAUGGCAGCACCGUCAUGACCGGCUGGCUCUACAACUUGAUCAAUGUUGGCGUUUCGCUUUGCGGCUACUACUUGGCAUCGUUCCUCAUCGACAACAAACUGUAUGGCCGCAAAUGGAUGAUGAUCGUCGGAUUCAUGGCCGACUUCAUCCUGUUUGUUGUUCCUGCGUUCAAUUUCGAGUUCUUCACUACUCCUGAACACGUGCACGCGUUCCAGGCCAUGUACUUCCUUUCUUCCUUCUUCAACCAGUUCGGCCCCAACAGCGUCACCUUCCUCGUCGCUGCCGAAGUCUUCCCGACCCCCAUCCGCGCCACUGCCCACGGUUUUUCCGCCGCGAUCGGAAAGGCCGGUGCUCUUCUCGCCUCCGUCCUCUACAACUACAUCGACACGCAAACCAAGUUCUACGUCGUACCGUGGUUUGGUCUGGCUGGUGCCCUCCUCACAUGGCUCUUUCUCCCCGAUACCACUGGUCUCGACCUCAAGGAGCAAGAGCGCCGCUGGUCCUACAUUCGUGCAGGCAAAGAGCAGGACUACCACGGCAUCGCCAUCCACUGGAAACAUCUUUCCGUGUGGGAGCGCUUCCGCGGCAUUCACAAGGCUUAUGAUGCGCGCCUCGACUACGAGGCGAAGAUCAACGAGAUGCGCACCGAAUGGGUCGAGCACCAGCAGAACAAAUUCGCGGACGAUCUCAAGGGGCACGAGGACUUUGACGACAACGAGGGCGAAUUUGAGAAGGGCGUGCACGAUUACUUCUCGAGGACGGCGCCAGAUAGCUUGAAGGGGCACCGGCGCGUUGAGAAUAAUAAUGGGGUUUUGGGGGAGAAGAUUGAUAGGGAGAGUGAGAGUGGAGGGAGCACGGUUGCGGAUGCCGAUCGGAUUUCUGAGAAGAGAGCUUAG
Paraphaeosphaeria sporulosa is the source of this 1947-nucleotide messenger RNA. RefSeq names its product putative MFS phosphate transporter. The record is from RefSeq and is a predicted model, not a curated record. NCBI's taxonomy places the organism in Eukaryota, Fungi, Ascomycota, Dothideomycetes, Pleosporales, Didymosphaeriaceae. Gene Ontology annotation, molecular function: transmembrane transporter activity. Gene Ontology annotation, biological process: transmembrane transport. The transcript has 2 exons. Bases 1 to 1947 code for a protein of 648 amino acids. Gene Ontology annotation, cellular component: membrane.